This is a messenger RNA of Oncorhynchus gorbuscha (pink salmon), 6731 nucleotides long. Its product is annotated as FERM and PDZ domain-containing protein 4-like. Gene Ontology annotation, molecular function: protein binding. Bases 214 to 6024 code for a protein of 1936 amino acids. The record is from RefSeq and is a predicted model, not a curated record. NCBI's taxonomy places the organism in Eukaryota, Metazoa, Chordata, Actinopteri, Salmoniformes, Salmonidae. The transcript is spliced from 18 exons. Gene Ontology annotation, cellular component: cytoskeleton.
UUUCAGAGGGACCCUCAGGGAAAGGGACUGGAGCACUUUCCCCUUUGAGCCUUUAGCGGGCUGGAGUGACCGUCCGUCCGUCUGAAGGGAUGGAACGGUGUGAUGAUGAACUAGGGGUCUUCACCAUCAUCCACCACAAGACCAAAUCAUCGGGCUGGCCUCCCCCCCUCUGGAUCCUGGGGCACCCUGCCGGGAACACCCUAUGGCUGGGAUAUGGGCUCUUCCAGGGACGGCCGAGACUACUUCAGCAACCACGUGUCCCAGAGCAGCUCCCUGGAGGAGGUGCACCGUCUGGAUGGGGUGCAGCAGGUGCCCCCUGCCCCCCGGCUGGUGGAGAUGAGACGGGACCCUGUCCUGGGGUUUGGCUUCGUGGCCGGGAGCGAGAAACCGGUGGUGGUCCGCUCCGUCACGCCUGGAGGUCCCUCGGAGGCAAAGCUGAACCCAGGAGAUGAGAUCAUCAUGAUCAACGACGAGGCAGUCAGCUCAGCGCCCAGGGAACGAGUCAUCGACCUCGUCAGAAACUGUAAGGAGUCCAUUAUGUUGACUGUUGUCCAGCCGUACCCUUCGCCCAAAUCAGCGUUCAUCAGUGCAGCCAAAAAAGCCAAGCUCAAGUCCAAUCCGGUCAAAGUGCGCUUCGCAGAAGAGGUCAUCAUUAACGGUCAAGUUCCGAACACAGUGAAGGACAACUCCCUCCUCUUCAUGCAGAAGGUUCUGAAGGUGUACCUGGAGAACGGGCAGACCAAGUCGUUUCGGUUCGACUGCAGCACAUCCAUCAAGGAUGUUAUCAUGACCCUACAAGAGAAGCUGUCCAUCAAGUGCAUUGAACACUUCUCCCUGAUGCUGGAGCAGCGGACGGAGGGAUCGGGCAGCAAGCUGCUACUCUUGCAUGAGCAGGAGAUGCUAACUCGGGUGACACAGAGGCCGGGGUCCGAUAAGAUGAAAUGUUUCUUCAGAAUCAGCUUCGUCCCCAAGGACCCGGUGGAUCUGCUCAGACGGGAUGCCGUGGCAUUUGAAUACCUCUACGUUCAGAGCUGUAACGAUGUGGUUCUGGAGCGCUUUGGCUCAGAGCUGAAGUACGACGCCGCGCUACGAUUGGCCGCUCUGCAGAUGUACGUCCUCACUAUGACGACCAGACAGCUGCAGAAGGUCUCACUCAAAUACAUCCAGAAGGAGUGGGGUCUGACACUUUUCAUCCCACCAGCAGUGAUGACCAGCAUGAAGGAGAAGAACAUCAAGAAAGCACUGACGCACAUCCUCAAAACCAAUCAGAACCUAGUGCCUCCGGGAAAAAAGUUGACUGCAUUGCAGGCUAAAGUGCACUACUUGAAGUAUCUCAGUGAGCUGAGGUUGUAUGGAGGGAGAGUGUUCAAAUCCAUACUUUUGCAAGGGGAGAAGCAGACAGAGGUGACCUUGCUAGUGGGGCCCAGGUACGGCAUCAGUCACGUGAUCAACGCCAAGACCAACCUGAUGGCCCUGCUGGCAGACUUCAGCCACGUGAACCGCAUCGAGAUCCUCACAGAGGAUGAUAUCAACGUCCGCGUGGAGCUACACGUCAUGGAUGUCAGGCCCAUCACGUUGAUAAUGGAGUCUAGUGAUGCUAUGAACCUGGCGUGUCUGACAGCAGGUUACUAUCGACUCCUAGUGGACUCUAGGAGAUCUAUCUUCAACAUGGCCCACUGCAACAGCAUCGCUGAAGAAAUGGAUCAGGACAAUCUUCUGGAGUGGCCGUACAGCACUUCAUUAGACAACUGUGAGGACCCCAAUGCUGCCGGCCAGGACGAGCGUUACAGCAGUGACAUGGACUUCUCUAACAAUGGAGGGAGAGUGAACAACAUCUCUCCCUACAUCCCCGAGCGCCAACACCAUACCCUAACCCUGCAGCAGAACGAGAGGCCGUCGGAGGGGCGGAGGAGUCCCCAGCCCCCACCUCUCCCCCCUGCCAGAAACAAACCCCAAGACUCCCCCCGGAGCGCCAAGGUCUCCUUCAUCUUCGGAGACCCCCCUUUGAACACUGUUAACCCCCAGAACUUUGGCUACGAGCGCCUGAUGGAUGAGAGUCCCGAGGUGCCCGAGCACAGGCCCAUAGCCUACUUGCACAGCAACGUCAACAACCCGGGGGACUUUAGGGCCCAGGUGACCGUGCCCUUCCAAUUCGCCGACGGCAUGCCGCAUGUGGUCUACAGCAACAUCGGCGAGGAGCUGGUGGAGGAACCGCUGCUAAGGGACCUUUGUUAUGCAGACACCACGGACGACGCCGAGGAUGAGGACGACGCCAGCUGUGAGGAAGACUCUACCGGGACGGGAGGGGGGGAGGGUGGAGGGGGCGGCACGACGGCGGCGAGCAAAGCCACGAUCCUCACCCUCUCGGGCUCCAGCGAUGACAUCAUCGACCUGACCUCACUUCCUCCCCCCGAGGGGGGCGAUGAUGACGAUGAUGAUACCGACGGUGUCCUCCAUUCGCUAAAUCUCGCCAUUGCCGCCCCGCCCCCGGGGUUCAGAGACAGUUCUGAUGAGGAGAGUCCCGAGAGUCGCCCUUUGGCCACUGCCGGCAACAAUGACAUGCCCGUGUCUCUGAUCGACGCUGUCCCCACGGGGUCGCAUGGUGAGGGGAGCGGCAGGGAAAGGAGGCUGGAGGAUGCCGUGGUAACAACCCUGCAGGCACUGGAAGCCCUGACCGUGUCCGAGGAGAGGCCACACCCACCACGCCCACAGCGACCACAGCCCAACAGUAACCCAGGUGUGCAAAUGUCUCGAACUUUCAGUCCUGAGUCUUCCUCUGACUCAGGCAAUGAGACCAACUCCUCAGAGAUGACCGAGACCAUGGAGCAGGCCGCCGCCCACAAACUCAUCCACCAGAACCACAGGCGCCUCCUUAUCGCCACCUCCGAAGGCUACCAGCCUCUGACGGAGGAAAAGACAAACUUCCCCAUCUCGCCCAGAGUGGCCACCCAAAAGAAAGCCCACAGCCCCUCCCAACAUCAAGACGGCGGGCCGCCGUCGUCCACCGCGCUCCCUAAACAGACCCUCCAUCCAGAUGACAUAGAGCUGGAUCCAGAAACCACUGAUUCUCUGACUAACCUCUCCUCCGACUUCAGCAAGCGACCCAACUCCGUGGUUGUUGGAGGGAAACGGCUAAAAAAGUUGGCCGACACCAACGGGAAGUUCAACACGUUCAGUACCAGAGACGGCCACAGGGGGAGCCAGCUGGAUGUGGAGCGUACCUCGUUCUGCGAGAGGCUGCAGAGAAGGCCACCUCUUCCUCUACCAGAGAAUUCCAUCUCCAUCAUGGCGGAGAACCUGGCGGUGAACAGCCUGCCAAAGAGUCACCGCAGGCUGCCGCGCCCCCCUCCCCCACACCCUGAACGGACAGAGCCUGAGGAAGAACCGGGGGAGGCUGCAGUGGGGGCCACUGGGGCUAUGGGCGGCCAGCAGGAAGAGUACCUGGGGGGAGCGGCAGGUCCCUUCCCCUCCUCCCCUACCAAGAAGCCCCGGGACCCCCCCGGUGGACAGGGAGAUGCCCCAGGGGAGCAGCGGCAGCAAGUGAGGCAAGGGGUUGCCCGGCUGUGUGAGUACCACCUAGCCAAACGGAUCUCGUCCCUUCAGAGCGAGGCUCACAACUCCCUGCAGGGCUCCCAGUGCUCAUCACUGGACGCGGGCUGCAGCACGGGGAGCAGUGCCUGUGGCACCCCAACGGAUUCGCCCCUCUGUGCCCCCGACGGCAACCACCACCCGCUCUCUGAAUCUUCCACGUCCCUCAGGGUUUUCACCUAUGAGGACAAGGCUCCCCAUGGCACCCCGGGCCAGAUCCCUGUGGGCAGGGACCUCCACCCCCAAGCAGACCCCACACUCCUGCGGAAGAUGCUGCCCAACAUACACCCUCCUGGGUCAGACACCAGCAUAGAGGGUUCCCUCCGGUCGGCCAAGAUGAAAGAAACCACAGGUAGUACAGCUAGAAGGAGUAACCUUCAAAAUGAUCUGCAUGCCAAGACAGCCUGUGUAAGGGGUGCUAACCUCAAGGAGGGGAACGAGUCCUAUAGGCAGCUCAUUAACUACCUGACAGUGAGCCAGAUGCACCAGGGAGGCAGGUUGCAUAGUGCAGGCCUGGGAGGGGGAGUCAGGAAGGACACUAGGAGAUAUAUUACCAGUAAUCCCCAACUGAUAGAGAUGGUUAGGAGUAAAGGGAACACCAUUCACCGCUAUCCCUGCAUGCCCCCCCUCGUCCUCGUCACCCUUCCUCAGCCCGAGUCUAGUGAACCCCAAUGCAGUCACCUCACGGGUGUUGAAGUAAGGCCAAGUGGCACAGAGAGGAGGAGCUCCUUUUCGGGCCUCGAGAGUGAGUUAGAGAGGGGCGCCAUCGACCCUGAGGUCGAGCGGUUCCUGUCCCUGAGGGACAACAUCCAUGGAGGGGGUGGGGGUGGGGGCAUGGUCCACAGGCCCCCCUCCAGGGCGCGGAGUCUCGCACAGAGCAGCUGGGGACAUCACUGGGAGCGGAAGCAGGAGAUCACCCAUCAGCUUUCACUAAGCAGGCCCGAGCCUGUGCCACGGCUCCGGCCCCCUCCUCCUCCACCACCUCCUCCACCUCCCCUACCAGCCAACAUGAGCACCCACAACUCCACUGUGCCAAAGCAGUCCACCGUCACAUACGGACAAAACCACAUCCAGUCAGUCACAGCCAGCCUCCACCACCAGUACGAGCCCAAUAUGAACAGCCUCCAGAGGGGCAGGGACUCCAGUAUGAACAGCCUCCACUUGGGCAGGGAACCCAGCACCAACAGCCUGCAGCGGGACCGGGAGCCCAGCAUCAACAGCCUCUACCUGGGCAGGGAGCCCAGCAUAAACAGCCUCCACCUGGGCAGAGAGCUCAGCAUAAACAGCCUCCACCUGGGCAGAGAGCUCAGCACCAACAGCCUGCAGCGGGACAGGGAGCCCAGCACCAACAUCCUCCACCUGGGCAGGGAGCCCAGCAUAAAUAGCCUGCAGCGGGGCAGAGAGCUCAGACGGAGCACCAGUAAUGUAACGGCGGGCUCCGGGAGUGUGGAGGUGCUCUUCGACAAAGGCAGAACCAAGUGCCAGCAAGGACCAGUUGACCCCAAACUACAGAGGAGACCCACGAGGAAAAGGCUGUCGAAGAGCUACUCGCAGGGCUCAGUAGCGUCCACGUGCUGGUCGGCUGGGGGCAGAGACAGCCGGAGGGCCUCAGUGAUGUUUCCCCUGCAGAAGGACGCCAAGCACAUGAAGGGCUCGCAGAAGAUGGAUUCGAGCAGCCCCUGGAGGUGCAACGGUCCCUUCAGCUACUGCUUCUUCAAGAGGAAGAGUCAGGCAGAGGAGGAUGAGGUAGAGGGGGGUGAGAUGGGCGAGAGGGGCGAGAGUUCCAGGCGCUGCCAUGGCAGGGAAAUGGAGGAAGCAGCGUCUAUCUACGGCCUGGCCACGGACGCAGCAGGCGACCAGCUCUACAGCGAGGUCCUAACCAACAUGAGCUUCAGCGACCGGCUGUCGCGCAUCAACACGCUCAAAGACCGCAUGUACAUCUUCCCCGUUGGCUUCUCGGAUGUACGCCGCGACGCCAGCGAGCUCAUCGCCCUAGUGCGCUCAAGCGUAGGCAGGGGGGACCGCAGCGGCCAGGUGCCACAGAUCACAGCCGACCUGUCCCAAUACAAGCAGCUGCUGUCCAUCGAGUCUAAAGAGCUGGGGCGGGCAUGUCGCAGGAUGGCCCAGGCCCACGGCAGCCCAGAGGAGAUGCUGCUGGCCAUCACCUGCAGUUUCCAGGUGCUGUGCUGCCUGUCUGAGGCCUGCAUGUGCCUGGUGAGGGGCCUGAGGGCAUCAGCUGCCCAACAGCAGAGGGAGGUGGUGGCCAAGGUGGACGAGCUGGUCAUGAACUACAUCUGCCUGCUGCGCGCAGCCGAGGCAGCGUCCAUCGGAGUGCCCAGCGACCACAACGUCAAUGCCCUGGUCCGCCACUCCAGCACCAUGUCAGCCAUCGCCAACGCACUCACCCGCUCCCUCAAAACGCUGCUUAGCAAGUAGUAGGACGUCCAGCCGACAGCAACGUCUUUUAGUGUUAUGUACAUUAUACAAAGCCAUACAAGACCCGGCCUUUGUAAAAAGAACUGAUGUUAUUAUAGACACCCUACUUCUUGUGUACAAUUUAUUGUCCAUGUAUAUAAUGUACAUACAGUACAUAUGAUACACUAUAUGAAUAUAUAAAUUGCUAUAGACAUUUUGAGAGGUCAUUGGGAAGACAUGUACUCUUUAAUGUGAUAUUGAUGAUGCAGUUCUAGGUUGCAGUGUGGAGAGAGAGGAUUGACAUACAGCACUGAACCUGUACUGCAUUUAAUACUCCUUAUUUCUAAAUGAUUUUGACAUGAUUAUUUUUUAAACAAAUACAGAGGGCAUAAAACUAUACUGAAAAGACAUCAAAUAAGUAGGCAAGUAUCUUAUUAAAGAGCUUUUAAGUCGAUCAGGCAGGUGUGUAAUUGUUUCAUCAUUUUUUACAGCCUUUCAUUGUAUGUGUUUUAAUAUGACCCUCUCUGGACUAAAUGGUGUCCUUCAACAUUUAUGUAUCAGACUGCAUUUUAUUUCCCCGACCAUGAAACAUAAAAAUCCACUCAAUAAUUUUUUCAGCUUCUCUGACCCAUUAAAAUGUUUUACAUAUCUGAGGGUCAUGGUGUGUCUUCACUUGCUAUUUCAUUUGCUCCACUAAUAUCUUGUAGAAGAACUCCAGUAAAAUAAAA